Molecule: messenger RNA, 453 nt
Organism: Porites evermanni
Lineage: Eukaryota; Metazoa; Cnidaria; Anthozoa; Scleractinia; Poritidae
Source: the annotation of a GenBank genome assembly
AUGAACAUGGCACGUCAUUUUAUUGACUUGAACUGGGACACAUUUCUGUCCAAGCUAGCUAGUGAGUUGGGAUUUGUUUCGGAGAAUGCCCAGAAGUAUAUGCGGAAGGGUUCUGAUCAUCACAAGAGAAUGUCGGUGUUGAGAGUAGCACACAUUGGAUUGUGGAAAGAAAUGUUAAUCCCUUACAUAAGGGAUAGGCUUGCAUCAGGCAGCCCCGAAAUUUCUGUCAAUGAUUACCUGUACAAGUGGAUGCCUGAAGUUGGCUGGAAGAGUGCCACCUACAGCUACAUCUUUGGAAUGACGUAUAUCUAUCUCAUGGCUCUAAUGGUGCUACGUAUGGGUGUGCGAAGGAACAAUAGUUCCUACAUCAGAGCAGGGCAGUUGUCAUUUGCACCUUUGUUCCAUAGAAGUAGCUCAUCAAAAUAUGCAUUGAUAGAUCUACACGACAGGUGA